This is a messenger RNA of Penicillium expansum, 906 nucleotides long. RefSeq lists its product as uncharacterized. NCBI's taxonomy places the organism in Eukaryota, Fungi, Ascomycota, Eurotiomycetes, Eurotiales, Aspergillaceae. The transcript is spliced from 2 exons. The record is from RefSeq and is a predicted model, not a curated record. Bases 1 to 906 code for a protein of 301 amino acids.
AUGAAAGGCCCUUUGUCACCAUCAGACAGCGAAACACGCAACUCAUUGAGCGCCGUCUCCCCAUUCACUGCGGAUAACACGCGAGCAAGCAAGAUUCUCACCCCAGACCUAGCAUUGGGGUCAUCCUCAACAAGCCUCGUCUCAUACUCUCCCCAUAAAACGCCUCCGGUCCCACCAACACAACCGCACUCAAAUGAGCUCUUCGCUUCAGUCCCUCCUCGCCAAGGAUUUACCCCAGAGCUACCAGACACAGGCUUCCAUCGUCUGCGCGCUGAGCUAGCCUCCCACUCCCAGAGCGAGCUGAUCAACGUACCCAUAGACCAACGACAGCGACAGCAGAAUCACACCAAGUCGAGAAAUAGUCCGCGGGUUUGGGAAUCACCUGUCUUGGCGCCUAUAGCUAGUUCACGUGCAAAUUCAACAAGAAAAGCCGACAACGGCAGCGGCCACAGCCAUAGCAAUAGCAGCGGUGGUAGCCCCGGGAGAAACCAAGCUGGACGGUUCGUCACUGCCGAGGGAGUUGUCCUAGGCGCAAAUCUGGAUCGAUACUCCAAUGGCAUGGAAAUUAGAGAGUCCCAGGCCCGGGGGGAAAGGGGAAGGACGGCUGAGCGCGGCGGGGCAGAUCAUGUUAUGAGUUUUAUGCAGUAUAGCGGGAAGCCGGAAGAUCGGGGCUUGGGGAACGGGCUUGGAAUCGCAAUAAGUGACCAUUCUUCCAACCCCCAGGUAUGCGGGAACAGUGCUUCCAGGUCGAGGCCUAGGCCUGUGGAGCGCAGUUUGGAAGAUGACAUUGCGGCUGCGGAGGGUGAUGCUGAUGUCCCGCCUGCUUAUGAGGCGGAAGAGGGCGCCCUUGGACGCGAAAUCAAGUCUCCGUCUGGAACGAUGGGUAUGAGCCCGAGAGGGGUUUGA